Messenger RNA from Schistosoma spindalis, 3491 nucleotides. Lineage: Eukaryota; Metazoa; Platyhelminthes; Trematoda; Strigeidida; Schistosomatidae. The record is from the annotation of a GenBank genome assembly.
GUGGUAUGCAUGUGAUAAGUCAGUUUACGUUUAAUGAAACGAAAAAUGGCUGUAUAAAAAUGAUGCAUGUUGGCUCGUCACGGUUCCUCAAGUGGGUCCCUAAGAAUUACAACUCAGUAGCCUCAGAUUUCGUCAUAGAUCAAAAUAAAAGCCAGGAUCAAUCGUACUGUAGUUUCCUGUUUCAUUCUUCGCAAACAUAAAAUCGACAUUGUUGACUGAAGAAAAUCUGUUUUUGUAUGAUAUUUAUUUUUUGUCAAACGCUAUUCUUGCUAAGUUGUUUAUUCAUUGUGUGACCCCUCUUCUAUUUUUUAAAUACUACCAUCCCAUCUUGUGUACCACAAUCUUUUAGUGUCCUACUGUACAAAAAAGUGUUGUGUUUUGUUAACUUAUGGUUGAGGAGUCAUCGUGUAUUAGAUGGUGGUUGCAAGUAGUCGACAGGAAACCCUGGACCCAGAUUCGUGCUGCUUGGCACUAAGAUGUAAUCACAAUUGAUUGAUCACUGGGUGGUGACCAAUGUCAUGUGUGUCAGGUUCUUAUUAGUGCAGAUCGAAUGCUAUCGACCAAGCCAUGGUGUAUUUAUGUAUUAGAUCAAUGACACAGUUAAUGCCCUCGGCUUUCGAUCAUUGGACGUUAUAUCCAAAUACUGCUCCAUUUAUUUCUGUUUGAACAGACUUCAUUCGUUUCAUCUUUAUAAUAUCUACACAGAAUGAAUAAAUCCAAUAAAAAUGAAUAUGGAGAGUUUACAAAACGUAUAGGUUUUACAUCAAUGAUGGAACUUAUCUGUAUUUGUUUAUUUCCAUUAAUAUUACAAUGUUUACGAUCAAUUGUAUGUAUACAUUUUAAUAUAUUAUCGAAAAAUCGAUUUUAUUUAUCUUUGAUUAUUGAUUAUUUGAUUAUUCUAUUACCAAUUAUUUUAUUAUUAACUUUAUUAUCUUCUCAUAUUAUUAUAAUUGUAAUAAGUUGUUUUAUAUUAUUUCUAUUAUGGUUAUUAUUACCAAACUAUAAUCAAAUGAAUUUGUCUUUUGGGAAUUAUCAUUUUUUACCAACGGAUAUUUUAAUUGCUUAUUUCCGAACCACCAUAUAUAUAAUUUCUUGUAUUAUGAUAUAUGCUAUUGAUUUACCAAUUUGUCCAAGACGUUUUGCUAAAUCUGAAUUAAAUGGUCUUGGUUUAAUGGAUGUUGGUACAGGUUUAUUUAUAUGUGCAUCGAGUAUUUCCGGUUCUAAAUUGGUUUUUUAUAUGAAUAUUUACAGAGAUAAUAGUAAAAGAUUUUUUGAUUGUAUAUUGAAUUGUGUAGUACCAUGUUUACUUUUAGGAUUAUUAAGAACAUUAUUCAUUCAAUUGUCAAAUUAUCAUCAGAAUAUUGUAGAAUAUGGUGUUCAUUGGAACUUUUUUUAUACUGUUGCAUUGAUACGUGCCAUAUCACUUAUUAUAACCACUGGAAAUCCUAUCAGUAAUUAUUUAAUAACAUUUUCAUUGAAAAAACAAAUUCUUUUCUAUUACAUUGUAUCCGGUAUAUUCUUAAUAUUUUCUGAAUUUUUACCAAUAAUAAUUUGUCCAGAAUAUUUUCAAACAAGAUGGCAGUUUAAUCCAAGAACACUACACUAUAUAAAUGAUAAUCGAUCAAAAUCUUUAUGGAUUGCUAAUUUUGAAGGUGUCACCUCCUUAUUUGGUUAUGCAUCGAUUUACUUCUUCAAUUUGAGUUCAUCACUUCUAUUACAGUCCUAUUUGUCAACAGACACCAAUAAUGACAGUAAUAAUGGAGAAAGCUCACUAAGCAAGAAGGAAUUUUCGCGUAAUAUUUCAUUAUUCAGGAUAUAUUUAAUCUGUGCUUUUAUGAUCCUAUGCUCAGUAAGUUGUUUUUAUUCACUAGGUGGUAGUCAAAUGACAUCCAGACGUUUUGGAAACUCUAACUAUGUACUACUUAUUAUAUUUAUCUCAGUCAUAGGCAUUCUUUUCCUUACUUCAAUGAUUUCACUAUUGAUGCACUUUAAAUCACUUUUCAACUUAAAUUUAAGCUAUUCUCCAUUAUCCUUGAUAAUCAAUGAUAAAGGCAUGUUAUAUUUCAUCAUUUCAAAUUUAUUAACUGGUUUCUUCAAUGUGUUUUGUUUAAAUACUUUGCAGUUGUUGCCUGAAGGGGCAAAGUUAAAUAUUAUCAUGGGUACGUAUAAUGAUUUGAGCUGGUCUUCAUCAUUAUUACAAUUUUCAGUGCUCUUAGCCUAUUCGAGUUUAUCAGUUAUUUUUGUUUUAAUCGGUUCUUAUUAUGAUUUUCUUAAAUUUCUUACUCCUAGUGUAUUUGGUAUUUUUAAAUAAAUGAUUGGUGUAAAUCAACGGUUCUUCUAAGUACAUUCGUUAAGUAAUCGGCGGCUGUACCUAAAAACUUCUGCACAUAAGUUUGCAUUCGAUUUUAGGCAAUUUAUAGACAUUUUAAGUUAACGUAAUUUAUUUUCGACUUACAUUCAUACCUAGACCUGUUCAGUUAUUGCAUCUAUAAGUUGUUGAUGGUUUUCCUGAUACCUUUUUUCAUAAACCAAUCAUAUUAUGAAUGAAGACAGAAGUGCCUAUCAAUGAAAUUGGUCUGGAUUAAACGAAAUUUUCUUGAGGCUUAAUAGACAUUUGUUAUAUUAUUUCGUUUUCUCGACCGAAUUGUAAGAUGAUUUUAAGCCCUAAGAAGUUAUAGACUCAGGAAUGAUAAUCAACUGUUUACUAACCAUGAAUAUGCUUAUUUAAGUGAAUCAAAUGGUAUUUAUAGACUAAUCAAAACUGUGUAGCAGUUUUAAUUAUUCUCCAGAAGGUGUAACCAGCACAAUUUACUUUACCGGGUGUCUAUCGUCAUACAAAUUAACGCAGUCUUAGUAUUUUAUUCAUGUUCAGAUCUUUAGAGUAAACAUUAAUUUCUUCUAGAUAUAUUUGGUAAUAGUUGUUAAAUGUGCAUAUAACUUGAGUCAAAUAAAUAUUGCAAUAGAUUGUCUACAACUGAUGCCCAUUUAAUAGUUGGUAUAUUGUACGAUAAAGCCGAUGGUAAUGCAAACCAGAUAUAGGCGUAUUUAUCAAAAUAAAGUUAUGGUUUCCAUGACUAACUGAAAUCAGUUAUAAUGCAAGAAUCUUAAAUUGUAUCCCAAGUCGUAAUAUAUUGGGCCACCCUUCUUGUCUCUUUGAUGUGAACCGGGAAACAAGAAGCCCUGACAAACUACGAAGGCUAUUUUUCGGGACGUUAUUUCAUUUUAUUCAAAGCUUGUAAAACUGACAUUUAUUUUUGUCCCUAAUCUAUUCUACAGAACAUAAGCUUUCGUUUGAUGUAUCAUUCACUACCAUACCUUUUUCUGUUCCGAAGCUAUUGUAAUUUAACAUAAUAUUUUGCACCCUAUUUUCUACUCUAAUUCCCAGCUUUGGACAUGAUUGUAUUUUUCCUAAUUAUUGUACGUUGCGGUCGGGUUAUUCACUUAUUUAUUCAUGUACCUUUUCACACUAAUCUGAAUUACACUGAAGUCAG